This is a messenger RNA of Paramecium octaurelia, 345 nucleotides long. The record is from the annotation of a GenBank genome assembly. Lineage: Eukaryota; Ciliophora; Oligohymenophorea; Peniculida; Parameciidae.
AUGUAAUAAUCAGUGAAACUUAUUUGCUAUUGCCCUAGUGAAUGUGUAUGCAAGUUAAAUCAACCAAGGCAAUGGUAUCAUUCCUAAUGCUCAGGACCUUUAUAUAUUACAUCAGAAGGAGAUGUUUUUUGCAAUUCAAAAGGUUGCUAAACUUCCUUUAUUAAGGAUCACAUUUUCUAAUGUGAAAAGGCAAAAGCAGCCUCAAAAAGUUGCAAAUUUAAAUCGGUAUCAGAAUGUAUGAUGACUUUUGCGGCUUCGUUCUAAUAAACUGAGCUUGUAGAACAAAAUUUGAUGUAAUUUACGGAAAAUUUUGUAAUACAAAUUCGUAAGAGAUGGUAUUAAUGA